ACAUUUUCAUGACAAAUUAUUAUUGUAUAAAAUUAAAAUUUCUUUGGAAAAGGAUAAUAUGAAUGCGAUAAUACUUAGAAUGAUGAAUAUAUCAUCGAGAAGUUCAAGAAAUAUUAAAUAUUUCAAAAACUUUAAAGUAUGUUCGGUCGAACAUUUCCCAAAGGAACAAAAUUCGCGAUUUUUGUGCAAUCAAGUUAUGCUAAACUCGACUAAUUUUAAACAACAAAAUAAAAAGUAUCCGAUAUUUCCUAUUGUUUUUGCUGGAUUAUUUUUUAAAAGUAAAUCGGAAGAAGAGGAAUCUCCGGAGCAUCAUUUAAUAACUACAAUUAAACGUUCUAUAUUAUGCAUUCAAAGGCAAGAAUAUAAUAAAGCUGAACAAAUGUUGCAUCUUGCAUUGAAAAUUGCUCAAGAAAUGCAACAUAAAGAUGGUAUUACAUAUGUUUACGAUGUUAUGGCAAAUUUAGCCAUGGAACAAGAACAGUUUGAAAAGGCUGAAAAGCUUUUUACGGAAGUAAUGAGACGAUUACUUGGAGAUGGAUACAAAGAAGAUGAUAACAAAAUUCUUCAUAUAAGUUCUAAAAUAGCUCAUAUGUCACAAUUAAAGGGUCAAUUAGAAAAAGCUAAACAAGGUUUCAUUUGGACAAUUGAAAAGAUAGAACAGAAGUUAAAAUCAUUACCAAAUGAUAACGAUCUUCUAGAGUUAUAUGGUCUAACUAAAAAUUGGUAUGCACAACUUUUAAUGCAAACUGAGAAAUUUGCGGAAGCCAAAACGAUGUUUAUACAAGCUUAUGAUAUAUUGACAAAUGAAUAUGGAAAAUUUAACGAAGAGGCACUGAUGAUUUUGAAUAAUUUAAGUGUGGCUUGUAUAAAUUUAAAUGAUCACAUUGAAGCAAAAAAAUACUUAGAGGAGGCUUUAGAAUUGGCGAAAAAUUUGCCGGAGAUAGUAGAAGUCGGUGUACUAAAAGCGAAUUUGGGUCUUUUGUACCUUAAAGAGGGCUUGGUAGAAAGUGCAAAAGAGAUUUGUUCAACAGCUUAUAGGUAUGGGCACAAAAUAAAGGACAAACGUGUGAUAGAACAGGCGGAAUAUUGUUUAGAUCAAAUUCAAGCAUCAUUAAAAAAAUAGUUAACAAUUUUGUUAAAAUAAUUUGUUGCAAAAGUUCAAAAUACAGUUAAAAAAAUUAAAUUAAAAUAUUUACAAGGUAAGCUGAUUUUGAAUACGAGUAUGUCGUAGCAAGAGGAAAAUUUCCCAAUUGUUUGUAAGAUGAAUCAAAUUUUAUAAUUUAUUUAUAUGUUGUAAUUUAGUACCAAAUUUAUCUUUAAUAAAUUGAAAUUUUGAU
This is a messenger RNA of Condylostylus longicornis, 1337 nucleotides long. It is a transcript of the gene Ttc19, whose product is annotated as tetratricopeptide repeat protein 19 homolog, mitochondrial. The coding region runs from base 59 to 1123 and encodes 354 amino acids. The transcript is spliced from 5 exons. Gene Ontology annotation, molecular function: protein binding. Gene Ontology annotation, biological process: mitochondrial respiratory chain complex III assembly. NCBI's taxonomy places the organism in Eukaryota, Metazoa, Arthropoda, Insecta, Diptera, Dolichopodidae. Gene Ontology annotation, cellular component: mitochondrial inner membrane. The record is from RefSeq and is a predicted model, not a curated record.